UAUGGAUUUCCGAACACUUACAAAAAGCAAUGUCAAAAGCAUGCCCUGGGUCUAGAUGGAACGAGGAUAUUCGCCUAUGGCAACAUAAAAUCCUAGAUGAUAUUCCAGUUUACAACAGGGAAUUGUCUGGUUAUCUUGUUCCCCUAUUCAUGUCCACAUGGGAAGACGAAAGACCACAUUUGCCAUUUUUAAAGGAUGGAUAUGAACUCAGAAAACUAAUUUUGGGCCAAGUGCUAACAUUCAAGGACAAUGAAUGUGAAGAUAACAUGCCUGCUGGUGUACUGGAAUUCAUCAAUUGUAUUAGGAAAAUCCAAAGUAAAACUGGGAGCUCAAUCAGUGGAAGGUGAUUUGCCAGAGAGAUUUCUUGCAGCCAACGGUUAAUAGGGAAUGAGCAGGGAGACAAUGAGCAUGUAGAGCUGGAUUUUUUUACCUUUGAGAAAUUAAUACUGGAUUUUGGUUUGUACUUAAAAUAUCACUUAUAUAUAUGUAGUAAACUUUUGGAGCUUGCCAUGAUAUACAUUUUUUAGGACUGCCAAUUAUAAGAGAUGAUGGAUUGCUUUCAAA
Messenger RNA from Aegilops tauschii subsp. strangulata, 564 nucleotides. The record is from RefSeq and is a predicted model, not a curated record. Lineage: Eukaryota; Viridiplantae; Streptophyta; Magnoliopsida; Poales; Poaceae.